GGGCCCUAGCUCCCUGACUUUAGGGAAAACAGUUUCGUGAUUGAGCUCUGAAGAUUUAAGCCUCUUUUCCUUACUGUUUCCUUCCUAUUCUUGCCUCUUCCUCAGUCCCAGCUCAGGUUUUACCCAUCACUCCUCUCCUUAUUUUGCCUACUGAGGCAAAGGACCAACCAGGUCCAGACUCAGGAAAUGUCCACCAGUGUGAUAAAGGUAAAUGGGCUCGAGGCAGCAGAGAUGGACUCCCAGCCAACUCAAAUCAAUAUUCAUAUCCACCAGGAGUCAGCUCUGGCCAAGCUCCUCCAGGCAGGAUGCUCCUUCUUGAAAACUAAGAAGUAUUCCCAAAACAAACCGAGCCAAAGGGUGCUCCAGGCACAGCUGGCACUUGGGGUAUCACUGAUAUUGCUAGGGGCCUUGAGCUGCUGUUUUGGAAUAUUCCUGUAUUUUGGGCCUUGGAUUCCUCUGCAGGGCACCGGUUGUGCCUUUUGGGCAGGGGCUAUGGCUGUUAUUACUGGAGCUGGGGCCAUCAUCUAUGAAAAAUAUCAGAGUAAAUUGUGGGGUCGUCUUGCUGUUCUGUUUACCCUGAUCAACAUCUCCACGGCCAUUGCUGCCCUGGUCUUCUGUUCGUACAGCUUUGGGGACUCCUCAUAUCGCUUUCCCAAUCUGAAAUGGAUCUGUAACUAUCCUAAGCCAGAAACCUUCACGACCUGGUAUGGUAGGGAUGAUUCUGAUUAUAAAGACUGGAGGACUGAAGAGUGCAUACAGACUAUGAACAUGUUUUUGCAUUUGUUCCAAGGAGUUCAGGCCACACUGCUGGCUAUCUGUGCUGUGAUACUCCUUGUGUCUCUGGCCUCCCUGGGUGUGAGUCUCCGUAACUUGUGCUGCCAGGACUCUCAAUUCCAGCUUGAAGAAGGAUGUGAAAAGGAGCUUCUAGGAGACGAAUCACUUCCUCCCUCACCAUGCAAGGAGAAACCCACUGGCAUCAUUAAAGUGUGACCUGCCUGCCUGCCUGGAAUCGUUCCCUGUCUCUGGAGGUAUCCGGCCACCUCACAGGCUCUCUGGGACAGUUGUAGAACAUCACUGAGAACCCUGUCCCUCAUCCUAAACCCUGUACCUUUAUUGCCAGUUCUGCUAAGCUACUGAGAAGAACUUUCCUACUCCUUCAAGUUUUUUUUUUUAACAUAUUCUCUGUUUUUUACCUCUCUGACUACCCUUGUCCUCUUACUCUCAUUCCAUGAAGAGUUACAUUUACUCUUUUUUCCUAUCAGUCUCCUCAAACCCAUCAAUCCCUUGUCCUCAGAUUGCUUACAAAUAAUAAAUACUUUGAUUUCA
Molecule: messenger RNA, 1326 nt
Organism: Antechinus flavipes (yellow-footed antechinus)
Lineage: Eukaryota; Metazoa; Chordata; Mammalia; Dasyuromorphia; Dasyuridae
Product: transmembrane protein 176B-like
Exons: 7
Coding region: 187-990 (267 amino acids)
Biological process (GO): negative regulation of dendritic cell differentiation
Cellular component (GO): membrane
Source: RefSeq, a predicted model, not a curated record